Molecule: messenger RNA, 4189 nt
Organism: Pangasianodon hypophthalmus (striped catfish)
Lineage: Eukaryota; Metazoa; Chordata; Actinopteri; Siluriformes; Pangasiidae
Gene: mybbp1a
Product: MYB binding protein (P160) 1a
Exons: 27
Coding region: 71-3958 (1295 amino acids)
Biological process (GO): regulation of DNA-templated transcription
Cellular component (GO): nucleolus
Molecular function (GO): transcription factor binding; transcription corepressor activity; RNA binding
Source: RefSeq, a predicted model, not a curated record
CUGUGCUACUCUUCACGUGUGUGUCUGUGUGUGUGCAUGUGUGUGUCCCGCAGUGCUGGUGGAUGUAGGCAUGCAGACAGCAGUCAUGGGGGAGAUGAAGAUGGAGACAGAGACGGAACCGGUUCGGCCCAGAGUGACGGUGACGGACAGUAGAGGCGUGCUGAAGCAGAACCGCGAGUUCCUCGAUUAUUUCUGGGACAUCGCCAAACCGGAGCGCGAGACCCGCCUGAGGGCCGUGGAGAAGCUCAUAGAGCACGUGAAGAAGAGCGAGCAGUCUGAUGAGCUGAAAUACACACUGAAGAGACUGGUAGAUGGACUGUGUCACGCUCGAGAGGAGGCUCGCACCGGCUACAGCUUAGCACUAGCACAGGUGCUGAGUGUGUUUGAGGAGAUCACACUUAGAAGCAUGUUGGAUCAGAUCAGAGAGAAACACAACCUGCAGACGGCCAGCAAGAAGCAGAUCAAACACGUGGCCUUCGGGAAUUUCUUUGGAGUUCUCGCUUUGUCUCAGUCCACACGCCUGCACAAGGAAGCAGACGUGCUGUUGGAGUGUGUGAAGCUGCUGCAGUCUCUCUCUCAGUACAGAGAAUAUCUGAGAGAUUUACCCAGGAAGACCAUGGCAGACAUCCUCAACGAGGUGUCGGAGCAGAUGUUUGAGCAGGUGUUGUUCAGCGCUCUGCAGGAGGAUCUGAGUUCAGCUCUCAGUAGUCCGGAGCAGUUAGAGCUCCUCCUGCUGGUCAUGCGCAGAUUCUCAUCCACGCUUAGCUCCGCCCACCUGGACAAGCUGCUGGGGACCGCCUCCAUCAUCAACGCAUACACACUGCCCCGGUUAGUAGAGGUGGUGAAGACAGCAGCGCGCUCGGUGAAGAAGGAGUGUGUGUUGCCAGCUGUAGCAUCUGAUCUGCUGCACGUGUCUCUGCGUGAGGACAGCUUCACAUUCUUCUGGGACAAAGUGGUGAUUGAUGGACUGUUCUCAGACCCACCCGGCCCCAGCCAUUACCUGGCGUUCAGGUUGAUGGGCGUGUCCUUGCCGUUGUUGUCUGUGUCUCAGCUGCAGUAUGUUCUGAGUGGAGAGGUGAUGAUACGUUACGGUGAACAUGUCAUGACUGCACAGCUGCCCGAGCGCUUUAAGUUCUCCCCGGAGAUGGAUGAGUGUGUGAGUGUGUUCCUGCGCAGCUGCAGUGAUGUGGAGAAACAGCUGUUGGUCCUGCAGGCGUUCAGUCAGCUCGCGCACCGCGGCGCUCCCGUCGUCCCGUCCUUCUGGAAGGUUCUGGAACACGUGGAACCCAGCGCUCUCAAAACCUACACACGCUGGCUCAAAGAGUCGUUCUGUCAGCCCAAGAUCCCCGAGCUGCUCGAGUUCAGCACACGCAAACAGAGACGGAGCCAAGACCCCGCCCCCGACUCCGCCCCUCAGACUGAGGAGUGUGUGCUGCGUUUGCGGAAGUGGAUCAUCCCCCGUCUCGCCUGCAUCGUGGAGAACCAUCAGAUUAAAAAAGAUGAGGAGCUCGUUAUGGAGAUUGCCAGGUUUAUCUUCUUCCAUGCGUUCUUCGACACAGUGAAGUCCACAGCUGAAAUCCCGGAGACUCAGCGCAAACUCUCACCUCCUCUAGACCAGAACACACGCAACAUCGCCGGCUCCACCUUCUUCAGUGUGUUACACUCUCUGAGUGUGUUGCCGGUGCUCAGUGAGAGUGUGCAGAGUGAGGCGGUGAGCAGGAGGAGUGUGUUGGGUGUGAUGGCUGACGGCACCAUGUGGGUGUAUGGCCUCGUUCAGUUCGCCGACACGCUGCUCAAACACACCAAACACGUCCGGAGCGCACACACUCUCAGCACAGAGCACACGGAGGCUUGGGACAGCAUGCUGCAGUCGGUCGAGUCUCUCAGUAAGAAGAUGAAGAAAUCUGCAGCUCCUGAACACUCAGCAUUCCAGCACCUCUUCCUCAUCAUCGGCAUCCAGAUGUUCAAGGCUCCAGAUGACAGUGUGGAGUUGCUGAAUGAUCUGAGGAGCUGUAUGGAGCAAGCACAGGCCAAAAAAUCCAAGAAGAAGAAGCAGAAGAAGAGUGGUGCAGACGGCGAGCAGCCGGAGGGGGCGGAGCCUCACUGGGUGGAGGUGGUGGUGGACAUCCUGCUGUCUCUACUCGCUCAGCCCAGCCGUCUCAUCCGCAGUGUGUGUAAGACUGCGUUCAGCCGAGUGUGUCCUUAUCUCACACAGCCUGCACUCACCGCUAUACUGAAUGUUCUGGACCCGAGUAAGGACGAUGAGGAGAGCGGCGUGCUGGUGACGGACGACAAUGGAGAGAAAAAGAAAAAGAGAACACAGGAAGAGGAGGAGGAAGAGGGAGAUGAAGAACAGGAAGCAGAGGAUGAAGAGGAAUCUGACUCCUCAGACAAUGAUGAAAAUGAUGAAGAUGAUGAAGAUGAAGAGAUGGAGGAAGAGGAGGAGGAAGAGGAAGUGGAUCAGAAUUUCCGUCUGGAGCUGAUGAAGGUGUUGCAGGGACAGAACGCUCUGGCCACUGAGGAGGAUGGCAGCGAGGACGAGGAGCUGGACGACGAGGCCAUGAUGAAGUUGGAUAAAAACCUGGAGGCUCUGUUCGGAGAGCAGAAGAAGAAACUGCAGGCCAAAAAGGAUGAGAAGGAGCGACUGCGCAAGGAGAAAACCCUCGUCCGGGACUUCAAGAUUAAAGUGCUGGACCUGCUGGACGUGUUCCUGUGUAAGCAGGGCAGCAGUGUGUUGGUGUUGGGGUUGGUGGAGCCGCUGCUCAGUGUGAUCGAGAACUGCAUGAGCUCUGAGAGCGGACAACACGAGCAGGACUUCCUGCGCCGAGCCGCACACAUCUUCAGGAAUCAGCUGUGUCGUGGGAAGCAUUACUGCAGAGAGGUCGAGGGCCGGGAGGCGGAGCUUCAUGACAUGCUGGAGCGUCUGAUUGGUCGAGCACAGAAGCUGUCAGACUCAUCAGUGGCGCUGUAUUACUUCAGUGCUGCACUCUACUUGGUUAAAGUGUUGAGAGGUGUAAUGAAGGACACAGACUCCAAACACACAGCUGAGAAGAGGACGAUGGGUAAAGUGGAUGUGGAGAGAGUAACAUCAUGUUUCAAAGAUGCACUCAUGUCCUUUAUGACGCGACGGAAAAGUCCACUGACAGGAGACAUGUUUAUUGAACUGUUCAACAGAUUCCCUGUUCUGUGUGUGAAUCUGUUGGACACAGCGGUGGAGAACAUCACGGGCGGAGUCAGAGAACACCAACAGGGUCAGGCGUGUGUGAUGGCGCUCAGAGCUCUGCAGUGUAAGGAGGUGAAGCAGCUGAUGGCCGACGCUCAGUGGACUGAAGUCUGUCAGAAAACCACAGAGCAGCUGGCACAGACUCUGCAGAAGGUGGAGUUUAAGAACAAAGCGGUUCAUGAGAAGACGGUGAAAGCGCUGGAGCUCGCUCACUUCCUCAUCAAAUCUGUUCACCAUCAGAAGUUGGAGGUGAAGCUAGAAGGUCUCCGGAACGUUGUGAGGUCCAUGAACGCUGAUGGGAGUCUGCAGAAGUCGGGGAAGCUGGAGGACACGUACUGGAGCGUCAUGAAGCUGUUCGGGCUCCAGAAGCCAAAAGUGGAGAAGGUGAAGAAAGCGAAGGAGGAGGAACAGACAGAGCAGGAGGAGGAGCCGAAGAAAAAGAAGAAAGGAUUCCUUCCCGAGAGCAAGAAACGCAAAAACCGCAAGAAGCCUGUGAUCCUGGAGGGUAAAGACACUACAGACACGCCCACACCGGGAGGAGGAGGAGGAGGAGGAGAGGAGGGGAAGAAGAAGAGAAAGAAUAAUAAAAAGAAGAGGACUGAGUCAGAAACACAGAAUCAGCCACCUGCUAAAAAAAACAAAGCUCAGCAGAAUCAGAGUAAUGAGGAGAAGAAACAGAAGAAGAAGAAGCAGAAGAAGAAGAAGAAGAGUGGAGAGCAGAGCAGCGCUGAGUGAACUGAUAAAACAGGAGGAUUAAAGGUGUAAUCAGGAGUGUUCAGGUUUCACCUCCACACCACAGAGAUGAUCAUCAGCAGCAGUGACUUCAGCAAACCCUGAACUCCUGACGGACGUUAUUCACACGCUCAUGCUUAUUUUUGUAAAAGAAUAAUAAUAAGAAGAGUGUCAUUAAAGACUUUUUACUGUAAAGUCAGAAUGUUAUUAAACCUCUUUUACUGUACAGAUGAA